Molecule: messenger RNA, 2328 nt
Organism: Laccaria bicolor S238N-H82
Lineage: Eukaryota; Fungi; Basidiomycota; Agaricomycetes; Agaricales; Hydnangiaceae
Exons: 7
Coding region: 1-2328 (775 amino acids)
Source: RefSeq, a predicted model, not a curated record
AUGAAGCAACUUUUCUGCCCCGUCGCUCACAAACGGUUGCCUCUCAACUACCUGGCGUUUAGUUCGGACACAGAGAAGGACAUUAAAGCCUACUCAUCCCAACGAGUUGUUGUGGAUAGAAAAAGAUAUGAUGGCAACGAAGGACGGCUUCCAAUGUCCUUCAGCACUGUAUUCUUCCCCGACCCACCGACUAAAGACUCACUUGCCUCGGCCAGGCUCUCUCUCUCAGCAACGCGCACCUCGGCGUUCCAGCUUUCCUCAAAAAUACUCGCAGCAGAGUCUGCUCUCGCCCAGCUCAUUCGCGAGUCCAAACAUGCCAUUGAGGAAAUGCAACACGCGUAUGGGGCGUUGCAGGAUCAGAUUUUCAGGACGGAGGCAUACUUGAGUGGGAUUCGACGUUUACCUGUGGAACUACUUCGGGAAAUAUUCAUGUGGUGUUUCGAUUCUAAUGGAUAUGAGGCUUCCGCGUGGACCCUAUCGAGUGUCUGCACGAGUUGGAGGACCUUGGCGUUGGGCAUGCCAUUAAUUUGGUCGAAAAUCCGUUUAAUAACCACGCCCCAAUCAUCGGCGGAUACGAUUCGUCUUUGGUUGGAACGUUCAGGGUCUUCUGUACCCUUGGACAUCGAGAUAGUACUACGCGUCGCCAGUCCUAAAUCCACCACUUCAAAUUCUAAUGCGGAUGCGUCCAACACGUCGCGACCGCCAAGAGCGUCGUCCCCUACGCUACCCCCCUACCCUCAGACAUCGCACUACGUGGUACCGCAUCACCCACCAGGAGGGACAGUAACGAUUCUCGCGCCGGGGAAUGUGCCCCCACCCAUCAUUAUGCCCCACUCACCCACCCCUCCUCAUACCCCUUCUAGUCCCCACAGUUCCACUACGGAUUCGUCGUGUCAAUCCGAAAGGAACGAAAGACAGAGACCGGGUAUGCAUUGGGGCCACAUUGCAUUCUUUUACCUCGUGGAACAGAUGCAUCGAUGGGAACGAUUUGUAUUCCGUUUCGACAAGCAAUUCGCCUCGCUAAGUGCGCUGAAGGGCAUCAAUGGUGACGCCCCAUUGUUGAAGGAAUUCGAAGUAACCAGCGCAGAAGCCGCAUUCUACACCGAAUGGCCUUGGCUUCCUAACUCUUCGGGACCUAUACCCUCGUUACCGAAUCUCCGCACUCUGACCCUCCAACACGCACCCUUCAAGUGGAACUCCCCCAUGCUCCGCAACCUCAACGUGCUCGUCUUACGCGCCGUUCCAACCCUCCAUAUCCCCUUCGAUAGAAUCCUAUACAUCAUCGCCCAGAACCCUGCGUUGACGGAGCUUUCUCUGCACUUCCAAGGCGUACUGCCCGCCAUACUCCCUUUGACGCCCCUUACCCUGCAAAACUUGAAGAAACUCAACAUAGGCGGGCACUAUCUCCUCUCUUCUGUCGUCGAUGCACUCUCCCUUCCAAUGCUCCAAAACCUGACUAUUGAUGUGGAGGCACGUGACCCCAUCGAAGAUACUAUCUCUGCCUUGAUCACACGGUCCCAAAAACCUCCCAUAGAACACCUGUCGAUUGCGUAUAAUUCAUCCGCGCAGGCGUUUUACUACGGCCCUGGGGGCGUGGUGAUCUCAUGGUCUCUCUUGAACGACUUGCCCAUGUUGAAGACGCUCCAGGUUGGGGGUACGCCUUUGGAGGGAUUGGUAUCGGCCCUGGGCGAUCCAGAGGACGACGAUAAUAACCACCCUCCUGCAGUGGGAGGUGGUCCUGCCCAUGGUUGGAUCUGUCCGAAUUUGGAGAAGCUGGGCAUGAGGGCUUGUCAUGGACAUAGUGAGGGGAUGGGGCGGUUGAUACGCAUGGUGGAGGCGCGGAAUCCGAUUCAUGCGAAUGCGGGUGGGGCUGGGGCGCCUGAUCGGCUUAAGGUGUUAGAGAUGCAUGAGUGUACGAGCGUGGGUGCGGAUAUUGUACAGUGGUUGGAGGGAAGGGUCACUUGGCCAUCCAUAUCUAUAAAACCGUAUCUCAAGCAUUCACGCGUCUGGUAUAAUUCUACUUUUACACACUACGUGUUCGCCUAUAUUCAUCUUCUCUCCUCCGCUUCCGACUCCGUACUUGAGGCCCUCUUUUCCAUAAUGCCUCUGUAUUUCCUGGCUACCGCUUCACAUAAAACGCAUAUGGCGACGUUAUUUACAAUUCACAUACGUAUAUCUGAUACAAUCAGCAACAAGCCAGCAAAUCUCCUCAGCGCUGUGAGGAAGAAAUGUCACCAGCUCGAUUGGAUUAUCCGACCACCAGGCAAAAUCAUCCAAGGUCCAAUGGCAAGUGGAGAUACGAUAAACGCAAUUUACCGGUCGUCGUGA